AUGGGUGCUUUCGUCUCUCAGCCAUCCGCCUUCACCGAGGCCGACAAGCAGGCUCUCGAGAAGCAAAUCGCCGACAAGACAGAGACCAUCAGCGUGCUCGAGGGCGAUCUCGCCAAGAAGGAGAAGGAGUUCAACACAACAUCUGAAGAGGCCAAUGACUUGCGCAAGAAGAUUGACGAGCUCAACCGCCAGCUCGAGGCCAGCGGCUCCGAGGGUACCGCCUCCCAGGCCGAGCUCGCGUCUCUGAACGCUCGCCUGCAAAAGGCGGCCGAGGAGAGCAAGGGCUUGGCAGACGAGGUCGCACAGCUCAAGCAGCAGCUGUCCAAGGCCGAGAGUGACAGCGCCGGCCUCAACUCCCAGAUCGCCGACCUCAAGACUCAGCUGGCCAAGGCGACGGAGGAACGCGCUUCUCUCGAGGCAUCAUGGAAGAAGGAGAUUGAGACCCUCAAGGCCCAGGCCGCCGAGACCGACAAGAAGCGCGCCGAGCUGCAGGAGGCCUUCUCAAAGCUGGACGGCGACAUGGCUGCCGCCAGCAAGGCCCUCGAGGCCCAGAAGAAGGCUACCACCGACGCCGAGGACAAGGGCCGCACCCUGUCCGAGACAAACGACAAGCUCAAGGCGGACUCGGACGCCAAGCUUGCUGAUCUCAACAAGACCAUUGCCGAGCUGCAGACUGCGCAGACUGCCGCCAAGAAGGAGAUUGACGAGUGGAAGGCAAAGCACGACAGCCUCGAGGCCUCGAGUGCCUCUGCGUCAAAGGAGGCGAGCGCUGCCCAGGAGCAGCUGAAGAACGCGCAAGAACUCAACAGCAAGCUCGAGGCCAGCAUUGCCGACGCCAAGAAGCAGGUCGCCCAGCUCGAGGAGGCCCAGAAGAUGAUGGAGGCAGACCACGCCGCGCAGCUAAAGGAGGCCACCGCCAAGACCGACUCGCUCGAGGCUGGCAAGAAGUCCCUUACAGAGGAGAAUGAGUCGCUCAAGAAGGCUCAGGAGGAGGCCAAGACUACAUUGGCCGAGUCCAGCUCCAAGGCCCAAGACGCGGAGAAGAAGCUCACGGCUGCCACCGCGGAAGUUGAGGCUCUGAAGAAGGCCCAUGAUGAGGAAAAGACCAAGUCGACUGAGGCUUCCAAGAAGGUCGAGGAGUCUGCGGCCAAGGCUGCCGACGCUACCAAGCAGCUCAAGGAGGCGGAGAGUAAGCUCCAGGUCGCUACCGACGAGUUGGCGGCGUUGAAAAAGGCACAGGAGGCGUCGGAGGCCAAUGCGGCUGAUGCGUCCAAGAAGACGGAGGACGCUGAGGCCAAGGCGGCCGCUGUCAGUAAGAAGGUUGAGGAGGCUGAAGCCAAGGCUGCUGAUGCUUCCAAGAAGGUCGAGGCGGCAGAGGCAAAGGCUACUGAUGCUAGCAAGAAGGUCGAGGCGGCAGAGGCCAAGGCCGCCGAGGCUAGCAAAAAGGUUGAGGAGGCUGUGUCCAAGGCCGCCGACGCGUCGAAGAAGCUUACCGAGGCCGAGUCAAUGGCUGCCGCUGCCACCAAGAAGGUCGACGAGGCUGAAGCCAAGGCUGCCGCUGCCACCAAAAAGGCUGAGGAUGCCGAGGCCAAGGCUGCGGAAGCUUCGAAGAAGAUUGGGGAGGCUGAAACGAAGGCUGCCGAUGCAAGCAAAAAGGUCGACGAGGCCGAGGCCAAGGCCGCUGAUGCGUCGAAGAAGGUUAGCCAGGCCGAGUCCGUGGCUACUGCUGCCACCAAAAAGGUCGAGGAGGCUGAAGCCAAGGCUGCCGCGUCGAGCAAGAAGGCCGAGGAGGCCGAGUCCAAGGCUGCUGAGAAGACCAAGGAGGCCGAGUCGAAGACUGCCGCUGCCACCAAAAAGGCUGAGGAUGCUGAGUCCAAGGCUGCCGCUGCCACGAAGAAGGUCGAGGACGCCGAGUCCAAGGCAUCAAAGGCUCUGAGCGACAACAAGGACCUCGAGUCAAAGGUCGCCGACCUCCAAGUCCAGGCCAACAAGGCCGCGGAGGCCGAGAAGGAGAAGAAGGCCCUCGCCGAGAAGGUGGAGGCUCUCGAGGCCAAGAUCAAGGCCAUUGAGCUCGAGGCCGCCAAGGCGACAAAUGGGAAGGCCAAGGAGCCUACCGACGCGCCCCAGGACACGGAUGGUGGUGCGCCCGUGGAAGCUGUCGCCGCCUAA
Molecule: messenger RNA, 2169 nt
Organism: Emericellopsis cladophorae
Lineage: Eukaryota; Fungi; Ascomycota; Sordariomycetes; Hypocreales; Bionectriaceae
Exons: 2
Coding region: 1-2169 (722 amino acids)
Source: RefSeq, a predicted model, not a curated record